This is a messenger RNA of Cinclus cinclus, 945 nucleotides long. RefSeq names its product latexin (gene LXN). NCBI's taxonomy places the organism in Eukaryota, Metazoa, Chordata, Aves, Passeriformes, Cinclidae. The record is from RefSeq and is a predicted model, not a curated record. Gene Ontology annotation, molecular function: metalloendopeptidase inhibitor activity.
CUCAACCCGGACACUUCCAGGGAUAGGGCAGCCACAGAUUCCCUGGAAAACCGGCGCCACGGCCUCCCCACCCUCCCGGGGAAGGAUUUGCUCCCAGUAUCCCUCCAAACGCGGCCCGCAGGGAUGCGCUUCCCCAUCCCGCGGCUCGGAGCCCGCCCCGCCCGCUCCGGCCCCGCCCGGGCUCUUCCUGCGGCAGGAGGAAGCGGCUCCCAGGCCAUGGAGCUGUGUCCGAGCCACUUCCCGGCUGCCCGGGCCGCGGCCCUGGCCCUGGGCUACCUGCGGUACCUGCGGGGCGGCCCCGGCCGGGGGCUGGAGCUGCGGGAGCUGCGGCGGGCCCGGCGCCAGGACAUUGAUGAUGUUGGGCACAAGUACUACCUGGAACUGGAGCUGGAAGAUGUGCUGGACAAAGACAGGACUGUGAAGUGCACUGCUGAGGUUCUCUAUCACCUGGGCAGCAAAGCCUCUGCCCCAGAUGUGCAGCUCACAGUGCAGGGAGAGCUCAGGAGCACAGAGGAAGCAGACAAGGAGUUCUACAAUCGGAUCAGGAGCCUGGAAAAGGAGCUUGUGGCAGAGAACAUCCCAGACAGCCACGGGAACGUUCCCCCAGCGCUGGAGCCCAUCCACCUGCUGGCCUGGGUGGCCUCUGGCUACGUGACCUGGCAGAAUUCCACUGAAAACACCAAGUUCCACCUUGCCCAAGUUAAACACGUGAAGCAAGUGAAAAGGAGUGAUGAAGAUCUUCAGUUUGACUAUGUGCUUCUACUCCAUGAAAUGGUGUCCCAGAGGCACGUGUUACCAUGGAAUCUGUCCAGCCAUUUUCCAUGUUCCAAACAAAUCCUGAAGUGCUGCUCUCUAAGUAGCAAACGAUUCAUUUGCUUAAAUCUCUGUACUUUUUCUUCUCUGACCUCACAUCCCAUUGUUUCCAAACACAGGAUUUUCCCCUGA